Molecule: messenger RNA, 903 nt
Organism: Cajanus cajan (pigeon pea)
Lineage: Eukaryota; Viridiplantae; Streptophyta; Magnoliopsida; Fabales; Fabaceae
Gene: HYH
Product: HY5-homolog
Biological process (GO): positive regulation of transcription by RNA polymerase II; red or far-red light signaling pathway; response to far red light
Cellular component (GO): nucleus
Molecular function (GO): DNA-binding transcription factor activity, RNA polymerase II-specific
Source: RefSeq, a predicted model, not a curated record
GAUGGUUCCAUCCAACUCCAAGGACUAAAAGACAUGGCCCCAUCUUGCACACGUACUAGUACUACACAUACACACUUUUUCCUUUCCUCAAAAAUCCCUUUGAUUUUGGUGAGGAAUAAACAGCACCAACCCUUCGAGCAAGAUAGAAAGAAAAAAAAAAUGUCUCUUCCAAGACCAAGUGAGGAUAAAGCCCCCUCUCAGCUGAAAGAAGGAGUAGCAGCAGCAGCCUCAUCCUCUUCUUCAUGGAACAGGCUACACACUUUCCCUCCUUUAACUCUACAGAACAAGAGUAGCAAAAUUGAAGACAGUGAUGAGGAUAUGUUCACAGUUCCAGAUGUGGAAGCCACACCAACUAGUGUUCAUUCUGCAGUGACUCUUCCAAAUAGUAACCUCAACCAACAUAAUAAUGUCACAGAUCCUCAAUUUCAAACGGGCUUUGCUGGAAAGCGCCGCAGGGGAAGAAACCCUGCAGAUAAGGAGCAUAGACGCCUCAAGAGGUUGUUGCGAAACAGAGUCUCUGCUCAACAAGCCCGCGAAAGAAAGAAGGUUUAUGUGAAUGACUUGGAAUCAAGAGCCAAAGAGUUGCAAGAUAAAAACGCUAUUUUAGAAGAGCGUAUCUCAACUUUGAUCAAUGAAAACACCAUGCUGCGGAAGGUUCUUAUGAACGCAAGACCAAAAGUUGAUGAUAGCAAUGAACAAAAGCAGGACCAGUUAAGUAAGAGCUAACGAGAAAAGCUAGAGGGUGUGUGAAAGCAAGGUCUUCAAAGGGUGCAUUUAUGAUUUAUUCUAGACACUAGAAAUGUAAAUUUAUAUAUAUAAGACCAGCUUCUUUCUUUACUCAUUGUUAUACUUUCUUCAAGACCAUAAGUUUGGGGUCAGAUAUUAAAGGAUCUUAUUGUGUCA